GUAAGCCGCUGCGUUCUCUCGGACGUCAUCACCGUCCGAAAUCCCUGAAAACGCGAUGCGCAUUCCCGCUCAGUUCUGAAUGGGGGGCUCGGUCCAAUUUCUGACAGCGAGUCCGGUAGUGUAACGUUAACCGUGGACGGUCCACUCAUCCAUUCAGGUCCACUGUUUUCAGACACACCGGAAGUCAGCGAGCCCGCCUCUCUGGUAUUACACAUUCAUUCAGGUAGUCCGCUCGUGCACUCACAGCCCAACUAGUUCGGUCCAGUGUACGGACUCUUGUCUUCUCAGCCCGGGAAGUUCGUGCAAGCGUUACUGACGGGAGAAGCUGUCUCUGUCCGUCCAGGAAUGAGAGAUGAUGGCCGGCUCUAUAGCAGAAGAGAAAACCUUCCGACGGUUCCUGGAGCUCUUUCUUCGGGAGAUGAGGAUGCCUCUGCAGGAGAGCGACCCUCCGCCGAUGCGCCCCUUAUCGGACCUGGUGACUGAAGACGAGGUAGAGGGCGAAUGCCUCGACCUGUGUCUCCAGCACCUCUACAAAUAUAACUGCCCUUGCUCCCUGGCUGCAGCUCUAGCCAGGGCCACAGCGGACAGCCUCCUGCAGACUGACCUUUCCAUCCACCACCUCAACAAGACGGUAGAAGAUGGAGCUGACCCAUUACCACAGAUGGAGUCUGUGAAGCUGGCCUGGCUGGUGUUUAACAGACUGUUUGAGAUGUGCUGCCUCUGGCUGAAGGAGCUGCCUUUCCGGCGCCGCCCACAGCCGUACUACGAAACCUCCAUCCACGCCAUCAAGAACAUGAGGCGUAAGAUGGAGGACAAGCACGUCAUCAUCCCCGACUUCAACACGCUCUUCAACAUUCAGGAUCAGGAGGAACAGGCUUACUUUGCCGUGUUUGACGGUCACGGCGGUGUGGACGCUGCCAUUUAUGCUGCCAACCAUCUCCACGUCAACUUGUUCCACCAGGAGUCGUUCAGCCAGGACCCGAUCGAGGCCCUCUGCAAGGCCUUCAAAGUCACUGAUGAAGGCUUCGUGAAGAAGGCCGCGCGAGAGCACCUACGUUGUGGCACGACGGGCGUGGUGACGUUCCUGCGGGGUCGGACGUUGUAUGUGGCCUGGCUGGGAGACUCCCAGGUCAUUCUGGUCCGGAAAGGACAGGUUGUUGAGCUGAUGAAACCACACAAACCAGACAGAGAGGAUGAGAAGCUGAGGAUCGAGGCUCUGGGGGGCUGUGUGAUCUGGUUUGGCACAUGGAGGGUUAACGGCAGUCUGUCUGUAUCCAGAGCAAUAGGUGACUCAGAGCACAAGCCCUACAUCUGUGGGGAUGCAGACCAUGACGUCUUUCCAUUGGACGGUUCAGAAGACUACCUGAUUCUGGCCUGCGAUGGAUUCUGGGACACAGUGGUUCCAGAUGAGGCGGUGCGGGUGGUCAGCGACCACCUGGAGGAGAACUCUGGAGACACCACCAUGGUAGCCCACAAGCUGGUGGCCUCGGCCCGCGAUGCGGGCUCUAGUGAUAAUAUUACUGUCAUAGUGGUCUUCCUGCGGGACCCUCGCUGCCCACCACCCACCGGCACAGAGGACGAGGAGGAGGGCGUGGCGGAGGGAGAGGUGGGGGAGGAGGAGGUAGCGGAUGUGGAGGAGGAGGAGCAGGAGCCGGAAGAGGAGGAUGAGGAUGGUGAGGCAGUCAGGGCAGAGCGUGAUGGUAGGGAGGGAGGCAGCACUGCGGACAUGGGGGGGAAGGGUCGUGGAGGCUGGCCCUUGCAGCAGUGCUCGGCCCCCGCUGACCUCAGCUACGAAGACCGAACAGACUCGUUGACGGACAGAACUAGCCUCAGCCUACUGGGGCCGUCCCUGGAGGGCCGCAUCUUCUUGACCGGGGUCUCAAGGCAGACCUGCCCCGACUUUAGUCCCGACCUUUUCACAGCCUCCUACAUCUAUCGAGAAAAACGCCCGCUGAGGCGCAGAUCCUGUAUCCCCUUUCAGGAGGCCAGCAUCUCCAGCUUCACAGACCCACUGUGGCCCCAGACAUCCAUGCUGUUAGGCCAGGCAGUGAGGCAAAGCCGCAGGCUCGUUUAUGGUAGUCGCCGGUGGGGCCGGAGGAGGCCAGGCGCAUCCAAAGAGCUGCUAGGCCUUUUACCAUCCGGCCACUUGCUGCCACAUAUGCAGCGCCACUCCGACCAGAGGCUUGGAGUGGCGCUUCCUCACCUGCCCCACGAUGCCAACAUCUAAAGAGAUGACCCAAACCAAACCAAACCAAACCAUCUCCUUCAUUUAUUCAGUCUUAGCCCACACUCCACACCCACACACCUCUGCCUUCAACAACACAUCUUUCUUUGAUAGUAGGUAGUGGCUCUUGCAGACGUAACGUGAUUAUUGACUGUUUGUCGGAGUGGUGCUCUCUGUCCUAAGCCGAAAAGUUUCCAAAUGUAAGCCGGCCCACUAAACACAAGCCCUGCUCCUUAAUGCCGUAGGUAAAGCCGUAAACUGCAUCCUUUCCAGUGUGACCAGUGAGAAUGAAGCCAGAGCUUGAAAUGCAGGUUCAUAAGAUGUGUUCAGACUGAAUGUGAAAGCAAUCUUGUAUGCAAGAGUUUACUGUUGGCAGUGGAAAUAACAGAAAGAAUGGAGUUCCAGCUAAAUCUUAAAAUAAAUCAGCGUGUUGUAAGGUAGCUGAGUGUGUAACGGACUAUGACAGCUCUUCAGUGACAAGAGAAGCAGAAGUUCUGUUGCAUUCAGUCUGAACACAGAUUUAAGAUAAAUCUAUAUGCGUUGUUGCUCAACCCUCUCGGCAACGUCUUUAGACAGAAGUGAUGAUGAUGAUGUUUUUGAACAGGAAGAAAAGUAAGGAAGUUAGUAAUUUAUUUAGUAUUUUAUUUAUAAUGCACCUUUUAAAACAAGGGUUACAAGGUGCUAUACAGCACAACAAUUAAUACAAAAUAGAAAGUUAAAAAUGGGAAGUAACAAUAAUAAAAACUACAAAACAAAAUGCAAACUGAAGUUAAAUACGGUUUGUGAUGAACUCAAACACGUUCGGCAUUCUAAACUGUCAUUUCUCGUUACUUAUCGGACGAUACACACACAUACACACACACACAUAUAUAUAUAUAUGUGUGUGUGUGUAUACACAUAUAUCUUCAGUCAUAUGUUAUGUUUCUUCAGUCUGUUCCCACAUACUUGAAAAAAAACUAUUCUAAAAUAUCAUUGUAGCAUUAAGAUUUCCCUUCAACU
Etheostoma cragini (Arkansas darter) is the source of this 3223-nucleotide messenger RNA. It is a transcript of the gene ppm1e, whose product is annotated as protein phosphatase, Mg2+/Mn2+ dependent, 1E. Bases 353 to 2227 code for a protein of 624 amino acids. Lineage: Eukaryota; Metazoa; Chordata; Actinopteri; Perciformes; Percidae. Gene Ontology annotation, molecular function: cation binding; protein serine/threonine phosphatase activity. Gene Ontology annotation, biological process: negative regulation of protein kinase activity; protein dephosphorylation. The transcript is spliced from 7 exons. The record is from RefSeq and is a predicted model, not a curated record.